Molecule: messenger RNA, 1317 nt
Organism: Fusarium sp. VM40
Lineage: Eukaryota; Fungi; Ascomycota; Sordariomycetes; Hypocreales; Nectriaceae
Source: the annotation of a GenBank genome assembly
AUGCCCGACUUAAACCCGUGCCCCUUCUGCGGCUUCAAGCCCGACCAGGGCGAGAAUGAACUUAUUCUACACAUCGAGACACAGCACCCAGACGCUGACCAGUCGCCCUUUGCUGUCCCCGAGGAACCUGUCCCGUGCCCUGAGGACGGUUGCGGUGAGCUCGUUCAACCGGAUGAGUUAGCUUACCAUCUUGAGCUUCAUGAGCUUGAGGCGCAGGGUGCGACACCUGAGCCAGAGCCAACGACGGGACAGAACCCGACUGUGUCUCGGAAGUCGGAGUCACCGGCCAAGGAUAGCACGAGGAAGCAUAAGAAAGUCAGCGCUAUUCAGGCCUGGAAAGAUCUCUUUUCUGGCCACGGCAAUCGGCCACCCCAGAGUCGUGACAGUAGCAGCAGUAGUCGCACGCGCCACAAGACCAAGAGGGAAGAGGCUGGAAUAUCAAAGAGUCCCAGCAGAGGCUCUUCAAGUCGUGAUAGUAAUGGAGAGAGAAGUCGAAAAUCAGGUCGCUUGGGAAGAUCUGAGCUUGGCAGGUUUGCACAUGAGAGGAAGAUGCCCCCGUGGCUUGUAGAUCUUCUUCAAGAUGAGGGUCAAGUUGCCAAUGAAGGUGUGUUGCCUGUUCUAAGUCAACUCCUCGAACAGAGCGCUACAACUCAAUAUGCCUACUUAUGCCAUCCCGCAGUACAGCAUUUCUCUAAACUAAGGCGGGAAGGUGGUUUCUGUGGUUAUCGAAAUAUCCAGAUGCUUACUUCGAACAUCAUUGCUGCCAAGACCCCAGGCUCACACCACUUCGGGCCUACUCCUCCUUCUAUCUUUCAAAUCCAAGACUUGAUUGAGAAUGCUUGGGACAUGGGCAUCAAUGCCCAGGGCAGAGCAGAGACGGGAGGUGUCAAGGGCACGCGAAAAUACAUUGGCACACCAGAGGCGCAAGCCGUUUUUCUCAGUUUGGAAAUCCCUUGUUCCGUUCAAGCAUUCAAGAAUAAGGAGCGUGGCAAGUCAAAGCAGUGCCUUUUUGAUGCCGUAGAGGGAUACUUUCGAGAAGGCAUUAGGAGUGUAGAGGACCGAAUCCAUCUUACGGGUCUGCCGCCAAUCUACCUCCAGCAUCCAGGACACUCUUUGACUAUUGUUGGAUUUGAGAAGCAAAUGGACGGCCAUGCAAAUCUCUUAGUAUUCGACCCAAGCUUUCGUGACUCUUCUAAGAUUAAGAGUCUCAUUGGCAAAGAAGUUCGUCACAAAACCUCCUCGAUCGACAGUCUAUUGCAGCCAUACCGCCGUGGCUCGCACUACUUUCGCAAGCACAACCAGUAUGAAGUCCUUUAG